UCUCGCGAUUGAGAGAGCUUCGGUACUCCCAUCAGCGAUUCCGCAUUUCGUUCCCCCAUUCGUGCCUAAAGCGCGAAAAAAGAUUCCCAUCAGAAGUUUUCCGCCAUGGCGCCGCCAUGGCGUGGAUCACGCCGAGCGUGCCUCCUCCCUGGGCGUUCCUCACCCACCAGCCAUCAGAACCUCCAUCGAAGCGCAUCACACCUUCCCCGGCUCCCUCCCUUCGUUGCAUCGCCACGCCUUACCACGCAUCACUGCUUCUCUCGCUGCGCUGGACAGAGUCUCUCACUCCCCACCCCGACUCGCUAUGAUUCACGUUCACCGUCGUCGAUUUCCUCUCCUGUGGUUCUAAAGUCGCCGCUUACUAGCAACUCGUAUCAGGUAGCACUUUGAGUUAACGUUCCCCUUCGUCGAAUAUAGGCCAUGGAUCCCACUCGUGGAACGGACGCUGCUGUCGCUGCUCACCGUUCCUUUGAUAAACUCCCUGACGAUUUACUUGUUCACUUAUUUCGGUGCGUCGAACAAGGUUUAAUCUCCUCACCGCUGCAACCGCCGAUGGCGUCAGCAUCAUCACCAUCGGUUUCUUCUAGCACCUCCUCCUUCUCCUCCUCCUCCUCUUCCUCCUCCCGAGGCACCCUCGCGCUCGUGAGUCGCCAGUGGUUUCGACUCGCGUAUGGCACGAUCACGUCGCUCGACCUCUCACGCCGGCAGGGAAUCUCCGCCUCGCAGUUCGUCAGCACCGUCAGCCUCGCGCCCAAUCUCACGUCUCUUCAGGUCGCCCUUUCCGGCACAGACCUUAUCACGGACGCCUUCAUUGCGCUGAUCGCACAAGUGUGUCCCCGCCUCGAGUGCCUAUCGCUUUUCGACAACUUGCGCUAUGGUGGUGCUGAGCACCACGUGUGGACGUCCGACGGGCUCGACUCGCUCUUCCGGAGGCGCACGCAGCUGAAGGAUCUCUCGCUUGCCUGCUCGCCCUCCGUCACCCAUCUCCCUGCAAGCAUUUCCCAAAUGGCUGGGCUCGAGCAGCCCCAGAUAUUCUCAAGGCUCAUUGUCAACCUGCCAGAGGAGAUCGGAGGGCUGCAGGCGCUGAAGGCCCUCCACGUGAACGCACCUCGGCUCACAGCUCUGCCCGACAGCCUUAGUGACCUCUCCAAUCUUCAGGAGCUGUCGCUCGAAGGCUGCUCGGAUCUGACAUCGGUACCUGAGGCAAUCGGGCAGCUCCUGAAGCUGCGUGCAUUUCACGUCAGGGACUGCAGCACGCUUCGCUCCCUCCCUGACGUUGUCUUCAGCUGCACCACCCAGGAGUCUCUGGACCUCGAACUGCCGAACCUGGCCAGGCUGCCGGAGAGUAUGAGCCAUCUGCAGAGCCUGCAGCGUCUCAUUGUGGACAGGGGCUUCAGGGCUCUAAGGCUCCCCACGUCCUUCACGCUGCUGUGUGCCCUCGAGGAGCUGACUUUGGACGUGUGCCUCCAGCAGCUGCCGGAAGGCUUUGAGACUCUCAUCAGUCUGCGAAGGCUGGAGCUGAAAUGCUCUGAGCUCACUCACCUCCCUUCCUCUCUGCCGCAGCUCUCCCUGCUUGAACACCUUGCGAUCGUUGGAUGCGAUCAGCUGGUGUCUCUGCCAGACACCAUAGGGCAGCUGCCAGCACUCAGGGUGCUCCGCCUCGACUGCUUGGAGAAUCUCCAGAGCCUUCCCGAUUCCAUUGGCCAACUGCAGCAGCUGAGGUCGCUGUCAAUAAUUUGCUGUGAUUGGCUCGACGUGCUGCCAGAGUCCCUGGUGCACCUUAGUGCCUUGGAGAGACUCGAGAUUCUCUACUGCGUAUUGCUCUCCUCCCUACCCAGAGGCAUGCACCUCUUGACAAGCCUUCAGUGGCUAAAACUCAGCGAUUGCCCAGGGAUCUGUGAGCUGCCUAACAGCAUCUCCUUCUGCAAAGCCCUUGAGUGCAUUUCCAUCGAAGCUUGCCACGCUCUCACAACCAUUCCUGAAGGAAUUCGGCACCGGGUUAGAAUGCAGUGCAGCAGUGGAUGGUGAUGCGAUGUCACUGAUGGUAGUCUGUAGUGCAGUAGCUGUGAAAUGGUACUAGCUGAGGGUGGUGUGGUGGUCACAUACAAAUCAUAGCUAUCUCCAUUGUUCGAUUCUCCUUGCUAGAUACACUACCAUGCUGCACUCUGCAUCAGUGCUAGAAGCUGUACCCUCUAAGGCAAAAAC
Molecule: messenger RNA, 2205 nt
Organism: Closterium sp. NIES-67
Lineage: Eukaryota; Viridiplantae; Streptophyta; Zygnematophyceae; Desmidiales; Closteriaceae
Source: the annotation of a GenBank genome assembly